Messenger RNA from Hippopotamus amphibius kiboko, 2984 nucleotides. It is a transcript of the gene CDK5RAP3, whose product is annotated as CDK5 regulatory subunit associated protein 3. The record is from RefSeq and is a predicted model, not a curated record. Lineage: Eukaryota; Metazoa; Chordata; Mammalia; Artiodactyla; Hippopotamidae. Bases 1226 to 2716 code for a protein of 496 amino acids. Gene Ontology annotation, biological process: regulation of mitotic cell cycle; regulation of cyclin-dependent protein serine/threonine kinase activity. Gene Ontology annotation, cellular component: endomembrane system. The transcript is spliced from 13 exons.
GGGGAGGCCUGGCCCCUUCGCCCCCUGUCACCACAGCAGGAGCCGCGACAUCCCAAGGCCUCUGCUGAGGCGCUGACCAUUCGCCCUGUUCUGUGCCCCCAUCUGUGGCCGGACGUGCCUCGCUAAGAGGAGAGGGAAGGAACCAUACAUAGAGUCUGUACUUGACCUGUGUUUUCUUCUUUAACGUUUAUAACGUGUUGUCAGUCAUAUCUUUCAGACACAGGGAGGGUGAGGGCUUACCUUAAAGGUAAGCUACUGAACGGCAGAUCUGAAGUUAGAACCUAAGUAAGUCUGUCAGGUUCCAUUAGCUAUGCUUUUUGUAUUAUGCCAGAAAAAAAGCUUUCUCUCCUUUUUUUUUUUUUUUUUUUUCUUAAAGCUUCCAUCUCCCCUUGAUUUUAGAAGGAAGAGGGAAAUAGACCCAGUUGGAAAGAAAAACCUUUUAGUGGCCAGACCAUCUCCUUGCCAUCUGUAUCUGAUCUAUAUAUCUCCUCCCCAGUUCAGAGCCAGGAAAGGACCUCUUCAUUCCGACCCCUCCAGGGCAAUGCACAGCUCCUGGGUUCUUAAAUGGUCAUCGAAUUAAUGUUUUGAUGCCGGUUUUGUCAUUAAGAUGACCUCUGUUUGACUGCCUCAUUCCUUUGCUUCUACUUCUGUGACAUCUACAGAAUUUUUCUUUCUGAAGAUUUUAGAGGAACACAGCAGAGGGAAUAUAACUGAUAACUAACGUGGGUCCCCAGCAUUUGACGAGUUGGCAGAUUUAUUAACAACGGCAAGGUGGCCACUUAGUGGAGCUUUCUUAGCUUCAUUUUGGAUUUGUCCCAGCCCUUCAGCACAUGUACACUCUUGAUGUUCGUGCUUGUUAUUGGUCAUGAAAAGGACCAAUAAAACAGCCACCAUUUACUGAGGGUUUGUUCUACACCGCGGUGCUGUUUUAUGUGCUUGACAUUAUGAAAAUGAAGAUCAUUACAAUUCGUUGAGCCCUUGCCACGUGCCAGGCACAGCACUCUGUUUUACCUUCUCAUCCCCAUUUUACAUGUAGGUAAACUGAGGCACGGAGAGGUUGAGAUAUUAAAGUUUAUAAUUAGAAGUCGGGACCUUCUAGAGCCACAAAGUCUAGCUUUUAGCUUUCUUCUACUGAGGAAAUGUGUAUGGCUCUUAUCCACCUAUACCCUCUACUAAAAACACAGAUCUGGGCUCAGAAUCCAGGAGGUCAGUCACAUUGGUAUUCAUGUGGGCAGGAUGGUGCUUCACAGACUGGCUGGUGGACAGAAGGCACUGCAACCUGAAAUGGCAGAGUCUGGUAUUGACUAUCCGAGAGAAGAUCAAUGCUGCCAUCCAGGACAUGCCAGAGAGCCAAGAGAUCGCCCAGCUGCUCUCUGGAUCCUACAUUCACUACUUCCACUGCCUAAGAAUUGUGGAGCUUCUCAAAGGCACUGAAGCCUCCACAAAAAAUAUUUUUGGCCGGUACUCUUCACAGCGAAUGAAGGAUUGGCAGGAGAUUGUAGCCCUGUAUGAGAAGGACAACACCUACCUAGUGGAACUCUCCAGCCUCCUGGUUCGGAACAUCAACUACGAGAUCCCCUCCCUGAAGAAGCAGAUCGCCAAGUGCCAGCAGCUGCAGCAAGAAUACAGCCGCAAGGAGGAGGAGGGCCAGGCAGGGGCCACCGAGAUGCGGGAGCAGUUCUACCACUCGUGCAAGCAGUACGGCAUCACGGGCGACAACGUCCGAAGAGAACUGCUGGCCCUGGUAAAGGACCUGCCGAGUCAGCUGGCCGAGAUUGGGGCAGCGGCCCAGUCUCUGGGGGAAGCCAUCGACCUGUACCAGGCCUGUGUGGGGUUUGUGUGUGAAAGCCCCGCAGAGCAGGUGCUGCCGAUGCUGCGGUUUGUGCAGACGCGCGGAAACUCCACAGUGUACGAGUGGAGGACGGGCACGGAGCCCUCCGUGGUGGAGCGGCCACACCUCGAGGAGCCCCCCGAGCAGGUGGAAGAAGAUGCGAUUGACUGGGGUGACUUUGGGGUGGAGGUGGCGUCUGAAGGGGCUGACUCUGGCAUCUCUGCCCAGGCUGCUGGAAUUGACUGGGGCAUCUCCCUGGAAUCGGACUCCAAGGAAGCUGGGGGUGACCAGAUAGACUGGGGAGAUGAUGCCACCGCUCUGCAGAUCACCGUGCUGGAAGCUGGAACCCAGGCUCCCGAAGGUGUUGCUAGGGGCCCAGAUGCUCUGACACUUCUUGAAUAUCCUGAGACCCGGAAUCAGUUCAUUGAUGAGCUCAUGGAGCUCGAGAUCUUCCUGUCCCAGAGAGCAGUGGAGAUGAGUGAGGAGGCGGACAUCCUGUCCGUGAGCCAGUUCCAGCUGGCUCCAGUCAUCCUGCAGGGCCAGACCAAAGAGAAGAUGGUCACCAUGGUGUCGGCACUGCAGGAUCUGAUUGGCCGGCUCACCAAUCUUCGAAUGCAACACCUGUUUAUGAUCCUGGCCUCACCAAGGUAUGUGGACCGGGUAACUGAGCUCCUCCAGCAGAAGCUGAAGCAGUCCCAGCUGCUGGCUUUGAAGAAAGAGCUGAUGGUGCAGAAGCAGCAGGAAGCCCUUCAGGAGCAGGCAGCUCUGGAGCCCAAGCUGGACCUGCUGCUGGAGAAGACCAAGGAGCUGCAGAAGCUGAUUGAAGCUGACAUUUCCAAGAGGUACAACGGGCGCCCCGUGAACCUGAUGGGAACCUCUGUGUGACAUGCUCCCCAUUCUUCCUGCCCGUCUUCUCAGCCUUCAGGAUGGAGGAGGGAUGGCCAGGGACCCUUCUCGGCAAGAGAUCAGGCUGAUCGGAGGACGGAAAGCCCGGUGAUGGAACCAUCACACGAAUGGUGACCUUGGCACUCACUGUACUCUCUGCAAGAAGCUGUCUUGAUUGGUCCUGUGGCCCAUCAGCUUCAAACCACAGCUUCUGCUCUUUCUCAUUAUCUAGUUGGACUUAAUAAAAAAGGAAGGGACUCUUGCUUCA